Morus notabilis is the source of this 4945-nucleotide messenger RNA. Its product is annotated as CLIP-associated protein. Bases 325 to 4662 code for a protein of 1445 amino acids. Gene Ontology annotation, cellular component: cytoplasmic microtubule. The transcript has 21 exons. Gene Ontology annotation, biological process: microtubule cytoskeleton organization. NCBI's taxonomy places the organism in Eukaryota, Viridiplantae, Streptophyta, Magnoliopsida, Rosales, Moraceae. Gene Ontology annotation, molecular function: microtubule binding. The record is from RefSeq and is a predicted model, not a curated record.
UCUCUCUCUCUCUCUCUCUCUCUCUCUCGAAACAUUUCCGAAAAAUUUGAAGGCUGCAGCGAAAUAGUAGUGAUAACUGAUAAGCCUCCGGAGAAUCCAUAAUUUUCUCUCUCUAAAUUUCUCUUUCUGUCACUCUCUCACUUCACCAACUCCCAUCCAUCGCCACCUUCCCCCCGCUAGAUUUCGGGGGUCGUCGCAUUGUCUCAGAGGUCCCGGUUAUGCCCUAGAUUCGGUGCGAAUCCGUCGGUCUUCGCCAGAUCUGAGUCCCGAAGCACCGGAUCAGAGACUCGCAAAAACCCUAAUUCCGUCCGUCGGGAGGCUCCGAUGGAGGAAGCUCUGGAACUCGCGCGAGCCAAGGACACGAAGGAGCGGAUGGCCGGCGUCGAGCGCCUCCACCAACUGCUGGAGGCCUCGAGGAAGAGCCUCACUUCGUCGGAGGUGACGGCGCUCGUCGACUGCUGCUUGGAUCUUCUCAAGGACAACAACUUUAGGGUCUCCCAGGGCGCUCUCCAGGCCCUAGCCUCCGCCGCCGUUCUAUCUGGCGAGCACCUCAAGUUGCACUUCAAUGCACUUGUCCCCGCCGUCGUCGAGCGCUUGGGGGAUGCUAAACAACCUGUUCGUGACGCUGCCCGGAGGCUCUUGCUCACUCUCAUGGAGGUUUCUUCUCCGACAAUCAUAGUUGAGAGGGCAGGUUCUUACGCCUGGACGCAUAAAAGUUGGAGGGUUCGAGAGGAGUUUGCGCGGACAGUCACCUCAGCAAUUGGUCUUUUUGCAUCCACUGAGCUCCCUCUUCAGCGUGCCAUACUUCCUCCGAUUUUGCAGAUGUUGAAUGAUCCAAAUCCUGCUGUUCGGGAAGCUGCUAUAUUGUGUAUUGAGGAGAUGUAUACACAAGCUGGGACUCAAUUCCGGGACGAACUACAUCGCCAUCAUCUUCCCUUGUCUAUGGUAAAAGACAUUAAUGCCAGGUUAGAGAGAAUUGAACCUAAAGUUCGUUCUUCAGAUGGACUCUCAGGCAAUUUUCCCACUGGAGAGAUAAAACACAUGACUGUUAACCACAAGAAAAGUAGUCCAAAGGCAAAAAGUUCUACAAGGGAGAUGUCACUUUUUGGAGGAGAAGAUGUCACUGAGAAAACCACAGAACCCAUUAAAGUUUACUCAGAGAAGGAAUUGAUAAGGGAGAUGGAGAAGAUUGCUUCUACACUUGUGCCAGAGAAAGACUGGUCCAUCCGUAUUGCUGCAAUGCAAAGAGUUGAAGGCCUUGUUUGUGGAGGUGCUGUUGACUAUCCAUGUUUUCGGGGACUAUUAAAGCAACUUGUUGGCCCCCUUAGCACACAAUUGUCGGACCGGAGGUCUAGCAUAGUGAAGCAGGCUUGCCAUCUUUUAUGUUUUUUGUCGAAGGAGCUAUUGGGAGAUUUUGAGUCAUCUGCAGAGACGUUUAUUCCAGUCCUUUUCAAGCUGGUUGUGAUUACUGUACUUGUAAUUGCAGAGUCUGCAGAUAACUGCAUAAAAACGAUGUUGCGCAACUGUAAAGUUGCACGUGUGCUUCCUCGUAUGGCUGAUUGUGCAAAGAAUGACCGCAGUGCAAUUCUCCGAGCAAGGUGUUGUGAAUAUGCAUUGUUGAUAUUAGAACACUGGCCUGAUGCUCCUGAAAUACAGCGGUCAGCUGAUCUGUAUGAAGACUUUAUAAAAUGUUGUGUCGCAGAUGCAAUGAGUGAGGUACGCUCAACCGCAAGGAUGUGCUACAGAUUGUUUUCAAAGACCUGGCCAGAGCGUUCACGACGCUUGUUCUCAUCGUUUGAUCCAGUUAUUCAAAGGUUGAUCAAUGAAGAGGAUGGGGGUAUGCAUAGACGACAUGCUUCUCCUUCUGUUCGAGAUAGAGGUGCACUGACAACAUUUAGUCAGCCAUCUGCUCCCCCAACUUUACCGGGAUAUGGAACUUCUGCAAUUGUUGCAAUGGACAGAACUUCAAGUUUAUCCUCUGGAACAUCUCUAUCUUCCGGAUUACUCCUCUCACAGGCAAAGUCGCUAGGUAAAGGUUCUGAACGCAGUCUGGAAAGUGUGUUGCACUCAAGCAAACAGAAGGUCACUGCAAUUGAAAGCAUGCUUAGAGGGUUGGAUUUGUCUGAUAAACAUAAUUCUUCAACGAUCAGGUCAUCUAGCCUGGAUCUAGGAGUUGAACCUCCAUCAGCUCGUGAUCCACCAUACCCUGCCUCUCUCCCAGCUUCUAAUAAUCUGACAAACUCUUUAAUGACAGAUUCGACUGCCUCUACUAUCAGCAAAGGUAGUAACCGCAAUGGUGGAUUGGUUUUGUCUGAUAUUAUCACUCAAAUUCAAGCUUCAAAAGAUUCUGGUAAAUUAUCAUAUCGAAGUAACGCCUCAGCUGAAACUUUGCCAGCAUUUUCAUCAUAUACGGCGAAGAGGGCUUCUGAGAGACUCCAAGAAAGGGGUUCCAUUGUAGAGAUCAAUGACAUUAGGGAGGCCAGAAGAUAUAUGAACCCUCAAGGUGAUAGGCAGUAUUUAGACAUGCCUUACAAAGAUGGGAACUUUAGAGAUUCACAGAACAGUUACAUUCCUAAUUUCCAGAGGCCACUUCUGAGAAAGCAUGUGUCUGGACGGAUGUCAGCCGGCAGGAGGAGAAGUUUUGAUGAUAGUCAACUGUCACUUGGGGAGAUGUCAAAUUAUGUUGAUGGUCCUGCAUCUCUUAGUGACGCCCUGAGCGAGGGACUUAGUCCAUCCUCUGACUGGUGUGCUAGGGUUGCUGCAUUCAAUUAUCUUCGGUCUUUGCUGCAGCAAGGCCCCAGAGGUAUUCAAGAAGUAAUUCAGAAUUUUGAGAAGGUAAUGAAAUUGUUUUUCCAACACCUGGACGAUCCCCAUCACAAAGUUGCACAGGCAGCUCUUUCAACUCUUGCAGAUAUAAUUCCAUCUUGCCGAAAGUCCUUUGAGAGUUACAUGGAAAGGAUUCUGCCCCAUGUCUUUUCACGGUUAAUUGAUCCCAAGGAAUUAGUUAGGCAACCUUGCUCAACAACAUUGGACAUUGUAAGCAAAACGUACGGAAUAGAAUCUCUCUUGCCAGCUUUGCUCCGGUCAUUAGAUGAACAGCGGUCACCAAAGGCCAAAUUGGCUGUUAUUGAGUUUGCGAUUGGUUCCUUUAACAAGAAUGCGGUUAAUUCUGAAGGCUAUUUUAACAGCGGUAUCUUAAAAUUAUGGCUUUCCAAGUUGACACCGUUGGUCCACGAUAAAAAUACUAAACUGAAAGAGGCAGCCAUCACCUGCUUCAUAUCUGUCUACUCCCACUUUGAUUCAACUGCUGUCCUCAAUUUUAUUCUUAGUUUAUCGGUUGAAGAACAAAACUCUCUAAGACGAGCUUUGAAACAGAAAACUCCUCGCAUCGAAGUGGACUUAAUGAACUUUUUGCAGAGCAAGAAAGAGCGACAAAGGUCCAAAUCCUCGUAUGACCCAUCUGAUGUUGUUGGAACAUCUUCUGAAGAUGGAUAUAUUAGUGCAUCAAAGAAAAGCCAUUACUUUGGAAGGUAUUCUGCUGGUUCUGUUGAUGGUGAUAGUGGCAGGAAGUGGAAUUCUAGCCAAGAAUCAGCCUUGGUAACGAGCAGCUUUGGCCAAGCUGCUUCUGAUGAGAUUCAAGAGAACUUGUAUCAGAAUUUUGACGCUGGUUCUAACAAUGAUCUUCUCAAUUUGAAAAACAAGGAUCUAACCUACAGCACUAAUUCUCUUGGUCAGAACUUGGGCUCCAGGACUAGUGUGCUUGAAAGUAUUGACGGCAGUGUAAACAUAGAGGGUUCUUCAACCCCUCGACUGGUUGUCAAUGAUAUGAUAGGCUUGGAACACGCAGGGCUUACAGAAAGCAUUGGACAUGAUACUGAAGCUCCAUGUGAUUUGGACAAUAAUAAUCAUAAACUUAAAAAUAUCAAGGUUAACUCAAUGCCAGAGUCAGGUCCCAGCAUUCCUCAAAUUCUUCACCUGAUUUGUAAUGGAUCUGAGGAAAGUCCUAGCACAAGUAAGCGUGGUGCACUUCAGCAGUUAAUUGAAGCUUCUAUGGCUAAUGAUUACUCAAUUUGGACUAAGUACUUCAAUCAGAUUUUGACAGUUGUGCUUGAGGUGUUGGAUGAUUCUGAUUCCUUGAUCCGUGAACUCUCUCUCUCACUGAUUAUUGAAAUGCUUAAAAACCAGAAAGAUGCUAUGGAAGACUCUGUUGAGAUCGUAAUUGAGAAGCUGCUUCACGUUACCAAGGAUAUAGUUUCUAAAGUGUCAAACGAAGCGGAGCACUGUUUGACCACUGUCUUGUCUCAGUAUGAUCCAUUCAGAUGCUUAAGUGUUAUUGCCCCUUUACUGGUGACUGAAGAUGAGAAAACUCUGGUUACUUGCAUUAAUUGUUUGACUAAGCUUGUGGGUCGGCUCUCACAAGAGGAACUGAUGGGUCAGUUACCUUCCUUUUUGCCUGCUCUGUUUGAAGCUUUUGGUAACCAGAGUGCUGAUGUUCGUAAGACUGUUGUUUUCUGUCUAGUGGAUAUAUAUAUCAUGCUUGGGAAAGCAUUCUUGCCAUACUUGGAAGGGCUUAAUAGCACGCAGUUGAGGUUGGUCACUAUUUAUGCAAAACGAAUAUCACAGGCGAGGACAGGGACUCCGAUAGACACGAAUCAUGAUUAGGUGGUUCGUUUGGAUAAAAAUUGUGGGUUUGAGGUUUUGGUCAUUUGUGUAUUUUGUAUAUUGUGUGAAUGCAUUUUGAAGGUGGGUUGUUCGUCUUUUUCCUAUUCUUUCCUAAUAUUUUUGUAAUUCUUUUAUCUUUUCAUUUUUCUCUUGUUUGUUUGGCUUGGAGGCAGAGUGUUUUUUGUUGGGAAACAAAUAUUGUUUGGUGUAAUUUACAUUUGCCCAACAGUAUUUAUGAUGUGGAAGAAAUGAGGUUUUGCAAUGUCCAUACUUUUCAAACGAA